Messenger RNA from Perognathus longimembris pacificus (Pacific pocket mouse), 653 nucleotides. Its product is annotated as anaphase-promoting complex subunit 16-like. NCBI's taxonomy places the organism in Eukaryota, Metazoa, Chordata, Mammalia, Rodentia, Heteromyidae. The record is from RefSeq and is a predicted model, not a curated record. The transcript has a single exon. Gene Ontology annotation, cellular component: kinetochore; anaphase-promoting complex; cytosol. Bases 102 to 434 code for a protein of 110 amino acids. Gene Ontology annotation, biological process: protein ubiquitination.
AGCUUCUCUGGUCCUUGAGACCAGGACCACUCUGGCUGGUCCUGGGGUGGAGUUGUAAAAGACUAAAGCUGCUGAGUGAAGUGAGAAUUCUACUAGAGGAAAUGGCUGCCUCUUCAUCCUCCUCCUCAGCUGGUGGGGUCAGUGGAAAUUCACUUACUGGAUCUGGUUUCAGUGUCUCAGACCUUGCCCCGCCAUGGAAGGCCCUUUUCACCUACCCCAAAGGAGCUGGAGAGAUGUUAGAAGAGGGCUCUGAGAGAUUCCUCUGUGAGUCAGUAUUCAGUUAUCAAGUGGCAUCCACGCUUAAACAGGUGAAGCAUGAUCAGCAAGUUGCUCGGAUGGAAAAACUCUCUGGUUUGGUAGAAGAGCUGGAGGCUGAUGAGUGGCGGUUUAAGCCCAUCGAGCAGCUGCUGGGGUUCACACCCUCUUCAGGGUGAUGCUGCCUGGAUGGUUACCUCUGGGCACAGCCAGUACAGAGCCAGUAAGGAACUUACAGCUUCCAGAGCCACCCAGAGACCCACAGCUGCAUUGCCAAACCGCUGACUCCAUCAUACUUGGUUUCUCUAUAGGCAACAAAUACUUAAAUGUGUAAUAUUGCAGGGAGUAGUUAUUUGGUUUAGAAAGCAUUAAACAGCCUGUUACAGAGAACAAAGAGA